CCUGCCGCCUGAAUCCUUAAAAGCAAAAGCAAAAUCAAAAUCAAAAUCAAAAUCAAAAUCAAAACGUACAAAAAAAGAACAUCAUUUUCUGAUAGCUUUUCUCACAAAAACACCCCAAAUCUCGUGUUCCCCCUUUUUUUUAUUUUCUGAGCAAAAUCUCUUUAAUUUCUGCAACCCACGAACACAUUCCUUCUUCUUCAAUGGCUUCCAAUGGGAAACAUGGGUCUCCCUCUUAUGUGCCCUCUGCCCCAUCCCUGCCCGAGUCCUAUAGGCAGCAGUACUUUCAGGGGAGUGGCGGCUCCUAUGGUUACGGGCAGCAGCACUCUCAGGGCAAUGGCAGCUCCUAUAGUUACGGGCAGCAGCAGGGGCCUUCUUCAUACGGGCACUCUGGUUUUCCUCCGGGAACAGACCCAGCUGUGAUUAGCAGCUUUCAGAUGGUCGACAGGGACAGGAGUGGUUUUAUUGAUGAUAAUGAGCUGCAGCAAGCUCUUUCUUCUGGGUACCAGAGAUUUAGCCUCAGGACCAUUCGCUUGCUCAUCUUUCUCUUCAAAAGCCCCAAUGAUCCUCUCCGAGUUGGCCCCAAAGAGUUUGCUGCACUCUGGACUUGUCUUGGUCAAUGGCGAGGCAUAUUUGAGAAAUAUGACAAAGAUAGGAGUGGGAAAAUUGAUUCGAUGGAACUGAGGGAUGCACUCUACAGUCUAGGCCUUGCCAUCCCACCUUCUGUUCUUCAACUUUUGAUUUCCAAGUAUGAUGAUGGAAGUGGGAGCAGGGUUGAACUCAAUUUCGAUAGUUUUGUGGAAUGCGGGAUGAUUGUGAAGGGUUUGACUGAUAAGUUCAAAGAGAGAGAUCUGCGAUAUACCGGUUCGGCAACUAUUAAUUAUGAUACAUUCAUGUCUAUGGUCAUCCCAUUUUUUGUGUCAUAUAAUUGAUUUGGUCUUGAUGUUUGUAAAUAUAUAGUUUGUAAAGAAAUUUGUAUUACAUUGUUUUGUAUUUGCCUAGUGAAACUUGUGAUCUGUCUAGAGGUACCUUUUGACUAAAAAUUUUCCUGUGGGCAACGUGUUUGGGCCAUUUUCCAGGGUAAACACAUUGUAUUUGCAUUUCACUGUUUAACAAGCAAGGACUUUUUCACCUUGUGUUAGCAGAUAAAGAGAUGACUGGAUAUUGAUAUCUUC
This is a messenger RNA of Prunus dulcis (almond), 1172 nucleotides long. Its product is annotated as probable calcium-binding protein CML48. Gene Ontology annotation, molecular function: calcium ion binding. The transcript is spliced from 5 exons. The record is from RefSeq and is a predicted model, not a curated record. The coding region runs from base 201 to 929 and encodes 242 amino acids. NCBI's taxonomy places the organism in Eukaryota, Viridiplantae, Streptophyta, Magnoliopsida, Rosales, Rosaceae.